UCACGCACACACUCGCAAUCGGUGCUCUCUUUGCUUGCACCCGGAUAGCAGAAACGUCGAGGAGUGGGGCUUCUUACAGAGGAGCACCCAGGUGUUACUCACCCCUGCCUUUGUGUCUUCCAAGGACCGCGUUUCUCUGUGCACCAUGAAGCUUGUUGAGGGGGAGUGCAGGAAGAGGUCGAGGGCAAUGGCACGUCAGGUGGUUCUUGCGGCCGUUCUUCUGAUGAUCACGGCAGUUCAGGCAAGCGCGCAGACUCCGACUGAGGUGACUAUCGGUUAUGUCACCUACGCAGGCAACGGCUGCAAUUACGACAACAACUAUGUGCUGUCGAACGACUACAAGACGAUCACCUUCAUAUUCGACGGGAUGGUUGCGACCACGGACGGGUCGCUCGCCAACAAGAGGGAGCAUUGCCAGAUGUCGUUCUCUAUGAACUACCCGGAUGGCUGGAGCGUCUCCAUUGGUCAGGCCACGGGCCGCGGGCUCGCUGACAUCGCCAAGAACUCCGAAGGCAUCUACGAGACGCACUACUACUUCUCCAGACAAACGGGGACGGCGAUGGUCGAGCGCAAAAUGAAAGUCCCAAAGGUUGGCAGCUUCGAGUUCACGGAAGACUUCCUGACGCUUGUCUGGAGCGAGUGCAACAACGCGCCCAACCUGAACAUCAAGACGGUGGUGAGAUUGGAGGGCACGAAGGCUAUGAUGGCGCUCGACUCCGAGGAUACCCAGUUCCAGCUCAUCUACAAUCUUCAAUGGAGGCAGUGCCCGGAAAAUUGAGUCCCCCGUUCACCAUUUUGCGCUGAG
This is a messenger RNA of Chara braunii, 805 nucleotides long. The record is from the annotation of a GenBank genome assembly. NCBI's taxonomy places the organism in Eukaryota, Viridiplantae, Streptophyta, Charophyceae, Charales, Characeae.